UUAAAUCGCCGACUAGAUCUCUAUUUUCCUUGAGCGGAUCUCUUCAUAAAUGGAUUUCUUUGUUACAGUCAAAGAUCGAAAUCCAGAGUAAAACUAAAACAUCAGACCAUGGAGACAUACAGUUUCAGUACAAGCAUUGGUGCCUUCAGCGCCAUUGAAUCUCUUUUAGAGAUUAGCGAGACUGAUUUCAGGAAUGAUGCUUCUGAAAUCAUUAUAAUGGACGACGCCCAAUUUGAGAUUCCUAUUUCUGAUGUCAUGAUGGACGCAUUUUGUCAAGAGCCGGAGAUAUCCUCAGAAAAUAGGAUUCGUGAGCCGCAGCAUAGUGCCUUCAGUGCGUACAUAAAACCUCAAGCAAACGCCGCCGCGGAUUCUUCCGCAUCCUGUGAGAAUCUGCACAAAAGAUGUUUCAGAUUUCUGAGAAAAAUCGAUCAAGAUAGAAAGGUAGAGGUCCAGAGAUCACGCCGAUCGGCUUCUGCUGUUGCUCGCAACAAUAAUCAAAGGUUAAAGGCGAAAAAGAAGGAUCAAUCUAAAUCGGCAUUUAAGCACAUGAUUGCAGAGCGCAAUAGGAGAGUUAAAUUGAAAGAGCAUUUCGAGAAUCUUUACAAACUUCUUCCAAGAAAUUGCAAGAACGAUAAGCAUUCAAUAUUGGCGAAUACAACAUACUAUUUGACAGAACUAAAGUUUCGCGUUUGCGAGCUGGAAAAACAGAGUGAAAGCGUUGACGAAUCGAUUCCGAGGAAUUUCUCAAAUAGCGAGGAAGGAAGUGCAGGGUUCGAGUCCCAUGGCAAUCCUUUCAAUUCAAACAGCAUAUUACUUUACCGAAGCGACGAUGUGAUUUUGGAGCAAUGCGAUGACAUCCCCUGUCAAGUUAAAAUUAUAAUUAAUGUGCAGAUUACAAUGGCUUCUUGCUCAGCAAGUCUAUUUCUCAGAGUAAUAGAUGAUAAGCAUUUGACAAGUCUAGAUGAUAAGCAUUUGACAAGUUUUGAAAUCGCCUAUAAUCUAAUUCUGAAAUCUGAUUUUUCAAACAAGCGACGAUUUACUUGGAAAUUUCCAAAUUGUGAGGGAAUCUAUUUACCAAAUUAA
This is a messenger RNA of Cryptomeria japonica (Japanese cedar), 1083 nucleotides long. RefSeq names its product transcription factor MTB1-like. Bases 109 to 1083 code for a protein of 324 amino acids. The transcript has 2 exons. NCBI's taxonomy places the organism in Eukaryota, Viridiplantae, Streptophyta, Pinopsida, Cupressales, Cupressaceae. The record is from RefSeq and is a predicted model, not a curated record. Gene Ontology annotation, molecular function: protein dimerization activity.